UUUGAGAAGUAAUAGUUCAGGCUCUGAGAAUGGAGUGCAAUGUACAGACCAAGGGGAAGAAGCUGCUGUGAAGAUGGUAUCACCUUCAGUUUGUUUGCAUUGGUUGGGAAGAUAGUUUGUUGAAUUGCUAGGGAGACUGCGCAGUUCUCUUGUUUGGAAAGGCUCCUUUCAAUUUGAAUAGUGUAUUUGAUACUGCAAUCUGUAUGUACUUCACUUUACAUACCUAUUGAAUAGAGUUACCUCUUCUCAAAAAACGAUCUCUAUUGGUUUGUCUGCAUUGGCUGGGAAGAUCAAACGUUUAUUUUGAUACGUCUCUUCCCCUUUCUAUGAAUUGUUUGCAUUAAUUGGGAAGAUGUGUUUCAGUUUUUAUUUCUCUCUUACUCGUUGGUUUUUUGCAUUCACUUUGAAGAUGAGUUUUCUUUUUGAUGUCUUUGGAUUCAUUAUCAGGAAAAAUUAUCACUUAAAUCAUUUUGUGGUUCAGGAUUUGGUCACACGUGUUGAAAGGCAGCCAAACUAUACAAACCACAAACUGAUUCAAGUGCAGUUUGUGAAAAUCCAGUAGAUGGCCAUCUGUAUUUUGAAAAGACAGAUUCAUUUUUAUAUUGCAGCUAAACAAGGGGUUAACUUUGAGCAUUAUUCAAUGAUUCCCAUGGAGAUUACAGGCCACUUGUACCAAAUUUUUAUUUUUCUUUCUUCUCUAUUUGUAGUUUUAUUUUCUUCUUGUGACUCAUCUUUCAUCCUACUAUUAUUUUCUAUAUUACUUGUUGUCAACAUACUGUGUUACAUUAUAGGAGGUGAGGUAGCAGAUGACAAUGUUCCACCUUGGAGCAAAGAUUGUUCUGUUUUUAUGAGGGUUAAGAAGUUACAUAUCAAUUCUGCAAUAUUGGCUGUUAAAAGCCCUUACUUUUACAAGCUUUUCUCAAAUGGAAUGCAUGAAUCAGAGCUGAGAGAUGUGAAGCUACAAAUCAGUGCUUCAGAGGAGGAUGCAUUCAUGGAGCUAUUGAAGUUUAUGUACAGUGGGAUUCUAUCAACAACUGCUGCUCCAGCAUUCUUGAGGGAUUUGUUGGUUGUUGCUGAUAAAUUUGAGGUUGCUUCUUGUGUGCGUCACUGUAUCGUGUUGCUGGGUACUCUGCCCAUGACCCGAGAAUGUGCUUUACAAUAUCUUGCGCAUCCUUAUAUUACAAUAAAUGCAACUCAACCUCUUGUUGUUGCCGCAAAGCAGUACCUUGCCAAACAAUAUCAGGAUUUAUUCGAAUCUCAUGACGAGCUUAUGGCCUUGCCUUUGUCUGCUGUGGAGGCAGUGCUCUCAAGCGACAAGCUGCAUGUGGGAAUGGAGGAUGCUGUAUUUGAUUUUGCCCUCGAGUGGGCACAUGCUAAGUACCCGAAUUUUGAGGAGCGGCGUGAGAUCUUGGGUUCACAUAUUGUCCCUGCCAUAUGCUUUUCCUCCAUGUCAACCCACAAGCUCAGGGUGGUCCUCGAAUGUGAAGACAUAGAUCCCAACCUUGCAUCGAAAUUGGUGGCAAGGGCAUUUAUUGUCAAGGCAGAGGAAGCUGAACUCAAGCAUUGUGUGGCCGAGUGCGCAUACAAGCGCCCCCCAUUAAAGGUGAUACAGUUGUCAGAAAACCAUGCCCUGGUGUUCUUGGACCUUCGGCGAGAGGAGUGUGCUGCCCUCUUUCCAACAGGAUCCAUGAAAUCACAGUUGUUCUACCUUAAUGGCAAUGCCUUCACCCUCCGUGUUCAAUGCAACAAUAAGGAAAACUCUUCUCAGUCCAUUGGUCUUUACCUUAAUAUGGAGGAGGGUUUGGGCAGGGUUGUGAUCCAGUACUCCUUUGCAUCUGUAUCGAAGCCAAGUAAGAAAUUUAAUGCCAAUGAGAUGUUGGAGGAGACCUUUGUCAAAGGGGGUACAGGUAGGUGGUUUUACGUCUUCAACACUCCAUGGGCCUCAUUCAUCGCUGACGACAGCCCCAACUUCUUGAAUGGUUUGCUGCACCUGCGUGUUGAAGUAGCCAUCAGGACACAAUGAUUCACUAUUUGAAUCUCUCAAUAGAUUGAAUCUCUCAAUAGAUUGAAUCUAUCUUGCCACAAUGACAUGUUUCCACUCGUUCUGUCAUGCAGCAAACUAGGGCUUCUAUAAUUUUUUCUUGUAGUAAUUUAAAAGGGGCAUCACCCCAUGCAAGACGGUUCAUACAUGAAGCAACCAAAUACUAGACACUGUACUACAAGAUAGUCAGAUGGAAAAUUUUUAGAGCA
Molecule: messenger RNA, 2250 nt
Organism: Amborella trichopoda
Lineage: Eukaryota; Viridiplantae; Streptophyta; Magnoliopsida; Amborellales; Amborellaceae
Source: RefSeq, a predicted model, not a curated record